ACUGUGGCGCCGCCAGACCCACUGCCAGUUUGCCAAGUGCAGUGCGCCGCUACCGCACGUCUGCUCCUCAGCCUCGCCUACAGACCAUAAUGAGCAGCAGCACGUUAGCCCGGCUGCGAUGGAUGCUGGUCGUUGCUGCAGCUCUUCUGGGCGGGGUCGCUUCCGUCAGAGGUCGUACAGCAUUCGAGAAGCUUACCGACCAGGACUAUCGGGGCACAACAUAUUACUCUGUGAAGAAUCUGACACUGUAUGAGUGCCAGGGUUGGUGCCGGGAAGAAGCCGACUGCCAAGCAGCUGCUUUCAGCUUUGUAGUUAAUCCAUUAACGCCAAAGCAAGAAACAUUGUGUGAACUCCAAAAUGAAACUUCAGCAACAAAUCCAUCAGUAACACCUCAGCGGUCUGUUAACAUGUAUUACAUGGUCAAACUUCAGAUAAGAUCAGAUAAUGUGUGCCUUCGACCCUGGGCAUUUGAAAGAGUUCCAAAUAAAAUGAUACGUGGACUAGACAAUGCUCUUAUCUACACAUCUACAAAAGAAGCCUGCCAAGCUGCUUGUCUUAAUGAGGAUCGCUUCAUAUGUCGUUCACUGGAAUAUAAUUAUGUUACGUUGCAAUGCCAUCUCAGUGAAUCUGAUAGGCGUACUACAGGACAGUAUGUUCAAUUUGUUGAUGCUCAAGGAGUAGACUACUUUGAAAAUCUGUGCCUCAAAUCUAACCAAGCAUGCAAAGGCAACAGACAGUAUAUCUCCCCAAGGAUUGGAGUUUCAGACGAUAAAGUUGCACAGUAUGCCAGUCUACACUAUUAUGUUGACAAGGAACUACAGGUGAACAGUGAAGCAGCUUGCCGGCUUGCAUGUGAAAUAGAGAGUGAGUUUCUUUGUCGGUCAUUUCUUUACCAAGGACCUCCAAUUGGAAGUGCAUACAAUUGUCGCCUGUUUCAUCUUGAUCACAAAACACUACCUGAUGGACCAAGCACCUAUUUAAAAGCUGAGCGUCCACUUAUAGACAAUGGAGAGCGCAUUGGUUCAUACUAUGAAAAUGCAUGUGAAAAGUCAAGCAAUCCAUCACUGGAAACAUUACCAGUUGUCUUUGAUACUACAGAAGAUCCUAGUGUGAACAAUCAGAGUCGCACAGAUAUCAACUGUGAUAAGACCGGAACCUGUUAUGAUGUUUCAGUUAACUGUAAAGAUACCAGAAUUGCUGUCCAGGUGCGUACAAACAAACCUUUCAAUGGGCGCAUAUAUGCACUUGGACGAUCAGAAACUUGUAACAUUGAUGUUCAGAACAGCAACCUUUUCCGGUUGGAUUUAACAAUGAGUGGCCAAGACUGCAACACACAAUCAGUUACAGGUGUCUAUACUAACACUGUAGUUCUGCAACACCACAGUGUGGUCAUGACAAAGGCUGAUAAGAUAUACAAAGUGAAAUGUACUUAUGACAUGUCUUCAAAGAAUAUAACAUUUGGAAUGAUGCCAAUCAGGGAUCCAGAGAUGAUCAGUAUUACUUCUGCACCAGAAGCACCUCCACCACGUAUCAGAAUUUUGGACAGUAGGGGUCGUGAGGUGGAGACAGUGCGCAUUGGUGACAAGCUGACAUUCCGCAUUGAAAUUCCAGAUGAUACUCCAUAUGGUAUAUUUGCACGAAGCUGUGUUGCAAUGGCAAAAGAUUCAAAGAGCACAUUUCAGAUAAUUGAUGAUGAGGGCUGUCCAAUAGAUCCCAGUAUAUUUCCAGCAUUCACUCCAGAUGGUAAUGGGCUGCAGUCAGUUUAUGAAGCCUUCAGAUUCACUGAAUCCUAUGGUGUCAUAUUUCAGUGCAAUGUGAAGUACUGCCUUGGGCCUUGUGAACCAGCUGUCUGUGAGUGGGGACAUGAGUCUGUCGAAUCAUGGGGGAGACGUAAGAGAUCUAUUGCCUCCAAUCACAGCAACACUGAGUCAUCAGAAAAUGAUGAUAUGACUCUUAGCCAGGAAAUUCUGGUUCUUGAUUUUGGUGAUGAGAAAAACAGUGAAUUUCUCCGCAAUGAAGCUCCAUUUUCAGAUUUUUCAAAAGAUAAGACAGUUACAAUUGUGGAACCUUGUCCAACAAAAACAUCUGUUCUUGCUCUCGGAGUCACAUGUGCACUUCUGAUACUGAUUUAUAUCAGCACAGUUUUCUGCUACUACAUGAAGAAGUGGAUGUCGCCCAGGAAGGUGCUGGGUUGAAAUUCACGAUAUUUCCAUUAUUAUGUGAAAUCAAAAUACCAACAACAAAGUCUAAGACAGUUCAACAAACAGCAUUAAUUUUACACAUAGGGACAUCCAGCUACAUGUCUGUGCAUAGAGGGUUGCUGUAUGAUAAAUGUUGCCCAGUGGAAAUAAUUACUGCCAUCACGUUGAACUUAAGUUUGAAGCAUACAAGAAACAUGAAGAACCAUUCAGAUCAAACAUUUGAAGUGCUGUGUGAAAUACUUCACUUUAAACCAAUUCUUCUCAGUUUCAGAAGUGAAAUUUUAUAAUACUGAUGCAAAACGCUUUAAUGUUCUUGUUACGGAUGUGGAUAUGUGAUACCCAUUUUGCCGUAACACUUCUGCUCUUUUGCUCGUCAUGUACUCUAAGUCCUAAUGACUAGUGGGACUUCUCUAAUUUCGUAUGAUUAAGCCCAAAUCUUCAGCUAUCAGUGUAUGUUGGUUGCACAGUGAUUUACAAACAAUUUAAACUAAAGAAAUUUUGAAUUGUAUCAAAAAGAAAAUUCACUUGAGAAAACCAUUAAAUUAUGAGGCAGGAUCAUUGAACCAUACUUGUCUACACGAGUCAAAGUUAGUAUUGCUCCCUCAGGAAGUGAUUAUAUUUAGUACUACAGUUUCUCUGUGUUUAUGAUAUUUUUUCAUGUUUAGCUAACCUCUUUCUUUGUUUAGCACAGUACUAAAUAUUUUGCCUCCUGAAGAAAUUCUGAAUUAUUAUUUAUAUGGCCAGUAUUUAGAACACAUUUUGUUUCAUGUCCCAUAAGUUAAACUUUCAUUAGAAGUUUAAAUGAAUGUAGUAAACAUAAUCCAGGGCAAAAAUAAAUAUAAUUUUAUAGUUUGUGUGGUGUAGAUAGGAACAACACACAAUCUGCUUUUUCAAUUUUCAAACAUUUUUUGGAUCAUCUUUGUAAGAACCACCACCAUACUAAUUAAAGGCAUAAUCAGUAUUAUGCAAUGAAAACUUGAUGUGGGAUUGAAAUGUCAGAAGAGAUUGAUAAUUGUAUUAUAUUUAGUUAAAUGAACAGUUGGUAAAGUGAUACUAUUAAUUGAAAAAUCUUUUGGAAAUAGUAGAUUAUUAUGUACCUUAGACAUAGCUGCCAUUUGCUGCCAACAAAAUCUGAAGAUUUGGGUCUUAUUCAUAUGAUACUGUAGUAAAAUUGAUGAAUACAAAAAGCCUAGGAAUAAUGAGGGUUCAAAACUCAUGUAAAUAAUUAUUUACAAGGCUUUUUGGCACAUUUUGGGACAAUGGCUGUGGGUGUGGUGGAAGAAUACUCAUUAGCAUGUAAGUAACAGUAUCAGCUGCUAUUCAUAUUUUGUAUAUAUUCUACAUUUCAUAAGUUUAUUUAUGUAAUUAAUUAAAAUAAAUAAGCUACAUUUGUAGCAAUGCAACAGCA
Molecule: messenger RNA, 3609 nt
Organism: Schistocerca gregaria
Lineage: Eukaryota; Metazoa; Arthropoda; Insecta; Orthoptera; Acrididae
Gene: tyn
Exons: 16
Coding region: 90-2195 (701 amino acids)
Source: RefSeq, a predicted model, not a curated record